UUUUUAUUGAUUUAUUAGAGAAAUUUAAUUUAUUCGUUGAAAAAGGGAUUUAAAACUUUUCACUAAUUUGGAUUUAGAGUGCGUAUAUAGACAUAGAAAAAAAAUUUACAGUUUGUCAAGAAAUAUAAUAUAUUAUUCUUGUGUAAAACAUAUUAACCAAUCGCUAAAGUUUUCCCACUUAGUAGAACUAUUGUCGAAAUUUGGUAAAUGGGGAAGUUUAUAUAAAAUUUUUUACACGAUUCAAAAUUUUUUAGUCAUUAGACACAUUAAUUUGAUCAACAUUUGCUCUCUGUACAUAUUUGUUUAACAUAUCAAGUGAAGUUUCUUCAUCCAGUCAAAAUGAAUUUAGAUUUCUUGCUCUAUUAUUUAUCCAUCACAAUCAUUAUUACACAUGGAGCAAUAAAUGCCUUUACACACACAAAUAAUUUUAUAACUUUCGCUGCCAACAAAUUUAGUGCUAAAUUUUACGAAUUAGCUGCAGAAAAUGUUAGUGAAAAUAUUAUCGUUAGUCCUAUUAGCACACUUUUGACCUUAACUGAUGCAAUGAAAGAUAAUUCUCAGGAAGUUCUAGAGGAUUUUCGAAAUGCUCUUAAUUUAACAAAUAUUGAUGAUGUAUUUGAUAAAUACAGAGUUCUCAAGGAUAAAGUAUCGAAUCUACCAUAUACAGACCAGAAUCAAUUGUCUAAUUCUUUAACACGUGGAGGACCUUCUAACACUGUCAAUGCUAUAAGUUUUCUUGAUAUUUUUGAUAACGAACAUGUAACUGACAGUCCUCGUAGAAAUAAUAAUGUAAGAAGAGAUUUAUCAAGACAACGAAUGAUGUUCAGCAAUAAUAUUGAUAUAAAUGAUAGAUGGCAAGAAAAGUUUUCCACAUAUAGUACAAGUCGCAAAGCAUUUUAUUCAGAGAAUACGAUUUAUAUUACGGACAUGAUGAGUACAGAAAGUUAUUUUUCAUUUGGACGAGUUCCUAACGUAAGAGCUUCCUGUCUAAAACUUCGAUUUCAGGAUGGAAGAUAUUCUAUGCUAAUUGUCCUUCCUGAUGACAGAAAUCAUCUGAGAAACGUAGAACGUAAACUUGCACAACUAUCCCUUAGAGAGAUAACACGCGAUAAUCGAAUGACUCAUGUUGAAUUAGAUCUGCCUAAAUUUAGCAUUUCUUAUCAAACAGAUCCAAAAAAUAUUUUAAAAAUGCUAGGGUUCAAUCAUGUAUUCAGCGAUAACAUACAGUCCAAUAAUAAUAAAACUGUUAAUAUUAAUGUUCUAAGCAAUUCCCAAAUGAACAUUAAUGAGGGUACUGUAGAUGAUAAUGAUUAUUAUUCUUUUGUUCCUGUUACACUAUCUAAUGGAGUACGCUUCAAUGUUAAUCAUCCGUUUCACUUUAAAAUAAUCAAGACAAUUAAUGAAACCGAAGAAAUGGUUAUGUUUGUUGGACAUGUUACAAAAGUAUAGCCAAUGGCAUCAUUUCUUUUAAUAAUUAUUAAUCAUUUAUUUAUAUUGUUAUUGUUACUUCAUUAAUGUGAAUUUACUCAGCUUCUCUAUCGCUUAAAAAUGUAAUUUUAAUUCGCAUGUCAUUUAUAAUUAAUAAAUAGAUUUAUAAUAAUUAAA
Leptopilina heterotoma is the source of this 1605-nucleotide messenger RNA. RefSeq names its product serpin B5-like. The transcript has 8 exons. Bases 340 to 1449 code for a protein of 369 amino acids. The record is from RefSeq and is a predicted model, not a curated record. Gene Ontology annotation, molecular function: serine-type endopeptidase inhibitor activity. Lineage: Eukaryota; Metazoa; Arthropoda; Insecta; Hymenoptera; Figitidae.